Diatraea saccharalis (sugarcane borer) is the source of this 2871-nucleotide messenger RNA. The record is from the annotation of a GenBank genome assembly. NCBI's taxonomy places the organism in Eukaryota, Metazoa, Arthropoda, Insecta, Lepidoptera, Crambidae.
AAUGUCAACGUCAUUCAUAUCAGUGUUUCCACUUUUAAGGCUUUCGCUUUUUUUAAGGCCGAAUACAAUAGUAUGUUUCAGGGUUUUUAUAUUUUUAAUGAUUAAGGAUAUACUUUAUCCUAAUAAAGUAGCAUAAAAAUGGCAAAAUAUUUUUCAUAGAGCCUUUUUAUGCUAAUGUGUGCACUGGGUUCCAGAAAUUUUUUAUAUAUACCAAUUCGCUAUAAGCAAAUGAGAAUACUGAUUUCGUUUGUUAAUGCAUGCAUAUUUCAGAAUAUGGUCUUGUUGUAUUCUAGUAAUAUACGUAUACGCAUAGUAUAGUUGUGUAAUUGCUCAUUUUAAUUAUAUUAACAAACAAAAAUUUGAGUGUGAAUUUAGCGUAAACGAAUUAAAAAUAUGGAAGAGACUAAAGGACAUAGAAUCAUCUAAGAAAUAAAAAAAUAAAUGCAAUGAUUAAAAAGUUCAUAGUUGGAAUGUACUGUUUAAACCUUGGCUGAAAUAUUAAUCAACAUAAAUAAUAUUAGAGAUUAUAUGAAAAUAAAAUCACAUUUUUUAACUAUAAUAUUUUUAAAUGUAUUCCCAAACAAAUAAACAAAUAAACUUUGCAGGUUCACCAGAAAUUAUUUAUUUUCUGAUGGACAAAAUGUGUCCGAUAAAUUAGAUAAUAUUGACAAUAUGUUGAACGAAUGUCGUAUCAUAUAAGUAUUGUCAGUUUUGUAGUUCAUCGACUAAAGGAACGUAAAGCGUCAGAUAUUUACCUAUCUUUACUCUAUCUAUAAAGUACAUUUUUAAAUAUUAAUUUUAGGUAGAUAAAGCAAUUACAAAAUUUUUAUGGCAAAAUCGGAAACGAAUGUGGAAACACUGAUUUUAAACCUUUUUUAUCUAUGGUUAGCCAUUUUGGAUUUUGCUAAAGUGUAAAUGAAUAGUUCAAAAGAAAUGUUUUUUGACUACCUGUGAUUUUCCAAUAAUAUCAACUAUUCAAAUAUCAACUGCAGUUUGCAAAUCUAGUCCAGGUGUCGAUUUGAACGCUAAUGUGUACUUGUAUAAGCAAAACUGUGCCUUGUCGAUCAGCUGUCAGGGACCUUUGACGUGUAGAACACAAACAAAUCUUAUAAAAUUGGUUUGCUAUGCUGUUGUCGAGAUGAACGGAACCUUUUACGAGCAGCUGGGUGGCGUUGCCGGUAUGUUUGAACAGUGGGGUGCUUGUGAGAAGACGGUGUUGGCAUGUGCCCUAGCUAGGCGAGUUCCGUGGCCUGGGCUAAAGUUAGUACAGCGAGCAGUGGAGGCGGCGCUACAGAAUCACGUCGAAGAUGAAAGACUUGAACGUGAUGCAAAUGAUGAGACUUUAUUGGCAAACCUGUUAACGCCAAGACCAGACGAUACUGACGAUGAAGGAGGUGACCAACUGCGACAGCUAUUGACACUAUUGCCCUUAUUGAGGAUAGAUAAUGAGCGAGCCAAAGAUGUAUACAUGACUGCCACACCAGCUCUAGUCCAGCGAUGUGUGGAUGCACCACGACGAUCCUGUAUUGUAGUUGACUUGUGCAGACAGCUACUAACCUAUUUAUUAGUUCACCCAGCACUGACGCAUAAUGACCAAAGCACUUUGACACAAUGGCUACGCUAUUUAGAAAAUCAUAUUUCGGGUAAUAGAAACACAGAAUCACUUUGGCAUCCAAGAGUAGAUCCAUGCUUAUUACCAGAGAACAAUAUUUGGAGUUCAAAUAAUACAUUCAGAAGAACUAUUGGUAAAAAUGUUGAAUUCAGAGGCUUGAUUGACACAAUGGACCCAUGUUACACUGACAUAUUGCAAGAGUCAUUUUCAAAGAAUGGCAGGGAUGUGGAUCUUAGCUUAGAUUUCGAAAAGCUCAAUUUUGACUUAGCAAUAUCACAGCCUAAAUCUCAAAGAUCCAAUAGUCUGACACCACCUUCAAGCAAUUUCACACAAAUGUCUUCCUCUGCUGAAAAUCUUAGUGAUGAGCCAUUUGUACAAAAGCCGCGGAGUUUCUCACUGUCCAGUGAGCACAGUUUGGGACAGAUUAGGCCGAUCAGUAUAUUGUAUGGAACAACAGGUAGUGAGACACGGUUGGAUGAUCUCAAAUCUAAUAAUUACACAGAACAUGCAGGAAUGUCAACGGUAACACAGUGGCUGAAGAGUUUGAGGUUACAUAAAUAUGUUUGGUUAUUUACCAAUAUCUCAUACGAGCAAAUGAUGGCGAUAGAUGAAAAGUAUCUUGAAGAAUUAGGUGUUACAAAAGGAGCACGGCACAAAUUACUCCUGUCGAUCAAGAAGUUGAAUGAACGCGCGUCGAUAUUGGAAGCAGUUGAGAGUGAGCUAGCGGCAGGAGUGACGGCGGCUGCAGCGGCCCGUGCUCUCGAACGACUUCGGGGCGUGUUGUUGAGCCCUAUGUUGCCUGCGUCUGACUUACCUGUCGCUAUAGUCAGGACUUUGGACUUGGGUAAGUCCUCUUCUUGUUUGUACACUUUUGAGUUUCGAUUUGGUUUUGAAAUCCAGUUUUUGAUCUGAUGUUUCUAUAAAACCGACCAAAUGCGAGUCGGAUUGAUGCGCGAAGGUUUCGGUCAAAAAAUGUUGUAUGCCCAAUAAAUAUUUGUUUAAUUUUAAUUUAAUAAUUUAUAUUUAGCUUCUACCAGUUGUCUUUAUUAAUAUCGGGCAAAAACUAGCAAAAAUAAACUCACAUUUGUUGUAUGGCUCCCUUAAAUAUGUAUUUUAUUCUGGUUUUUAGUGUUUGUUGUUGAAGCAGCAAAUAAUUUUUUUUUUGAGGACAAUUAGAAUAGUCCCUUAGGUGCAAUAUUCAUUAAUUCAUAUAUCAUGUUGAACCCUCAGUUAAAUUCAUUUGCGCCAUUUGUAUGGAU